CCCAAGGUUCGAAGUUCAUACGCUUGCGCAGUGUGGAGGAAGUGUGCAAUUUGAAAAAAAGCUAACUGGUUAGCGCAAGUUGUAGUGCUAAAUAUUUUCAGUCAGCAUCAGGCAGAUACCGGUCUUUUACUAGCCUCUUUCACGUUGGUCAGUAUUUGCGUGAGUGAACGCUAUGUCAGCGAGAUAUGAUAGAGCUAUCACUGUAUUUUCUCCGGAUGGCCACCUCUUUCAAGUGGAGUACGCCCAAGAGGCUGUCAAGAAAGGAUCCACAGCGGUUGGCAUAAGGGGUAAAGACAUCGUCGUUCUGGGUGUGGAAAAAAAAUCUGUGGCAAAAUUGCAAGAGGAGAGGACAGUCCGCAAGAUCUGUGUGCUGGAUGAACAUGUCUGCAUGGCUUUUGCAGGUCUGACUGCAGAUGCACGCAUUGUCAUAAACAGGGCACGAGUGGAGUGUCAGAGUCACAGACUGACUGUGGAAGACCCUGUUACGGUGGAGUACAUCACAAGAUAUAUUGCCACCCUCAAACAGCGUUACACUCAGAGCAAUGGGCGUAGGCCAUUUGGUAUCUCUGCUUUGAUUGUUGGCUUUGAUUCCGAUGGGACCCCCAGACUCUAUCAGACGGACCCGUCAGGCACCUACCAUGCUUGGAAGGCCAAUGCCAUUGGUCGUAGUGCAAAAACUGUGAGGGAAUUCCUAGAGAAGAAUUACACAGAGGAGGCUAUUGCUGGUGACAACGAGGCCAUCAAACUGGCUAUUAAAGCAUUACUGGAGGUGGUGCAGUCCGGUGGAAAGAACAUUGAGCUGGCAAUCAUCAGGAGAAACCAACCACUGAAGAUCUUGGAGGCGAGCGAGAUUGAGACAUUGGUGGCAGAGAUUGAGAAAGAGAAAGAAGAGGAGGCAGAGAAGAAGAAACAGAAGAAGUCCUCUUGAAGCCCCUUUACUUCCUCUUGCUGACCUGAUGUUUACAUGAGUUUUUCCACAAGCAUGGAAGUACCUUAUUUAUUUUUCAUUAUGUAAUGGUUGUCACAGUCAUAACAGUGAAGUUCUCAGCCUCUUUUGUGUAAUAAAACACCCUUUCAACAUGGA
This is a messenger RNA of Clupea harengus (Atlantic herring), 1084 nucleotides long. Its product is annotated as proteasome 20S subunit alpha 8. Lineage: Eukaryota; Metazoa; Chordata; Actinopteri; Clupeiformes; Clupeidae. The record is from RefSeq and is a predicted model, not a curated record. Gene Ontology annotation, cellular component: proteasome core complex; proteasome core complex, alpha-subunit complex. Gene Ontology annotation, biological process: ubiquitin-dependent protein catabolic process.